This is a messenger RNA of Rotaria socialis, 1917 nucleotides long. The record is from the annotation of a GenBank genome assembly. NCBI's taxonomy places the organism in Eukaryota, Metazoa, Rotifera, Eurotatoria, Philodinida, Philodinidae.
AUGGCUCGUAUAGAAUUGGAAAAAGAUCUUAUAGCAAUAUUACUUGUCGUUGAAAGUGCUCAUGACAAAAGCAGAGUGUUAUAUAAAUAUGAAGAAAUCAAGACAUACAAACAACUACAGGAACCAACUAGUUUUUAUACUCCUUAUGCAGUAGUUAUUGCUAAAGAUUUUGAUCCACCGAGUGUUAAAGAAGAGGAUGCAUCUCGAAGUACAUUUUUAAAUUUCGAUGACACAACUCUUGCAAUUCUAACUACUCCUUAUUCCUAUGGCAGUCAUGUCGAAGUACAAGUUGAUGAUGUUAUUUUCGUUGGCCAUACACUUCUUUUAGAAGGCAAUCCAAAUUUAAAAUCAUUUGCUAUAUUCUUUGCACUUCGAGCAAUUGCGAAAGCAUCUGUUAUAUUAUCGUAUCAAGACAUGAGUAAACGUAUUGGUACAGCAAUACGUUGUGAAGAACGACGAGCAUCAUAUUUAAAUCAAGAAUAUUUAAAAUUAAUAAGUGUUAUCCAACAACAUGAAGCUGAACCAAAUGAUCCAUUAAAUCGUUUACCAAAUGAAGAAAAUACAAGAGAACGCGAUCAAAAAGACAACAAUAAAGAAAUUUACAUAAUAAUGGCUGAACAAAGUCCUUUAGCAGCAACUUUAAGACAGAUAUAUAUGGAUUUACAAGUAUCCGGUGAAAUAAAUAUAUCAAUUAAUAACUGGUUAAAUGUUUCCUGCUGUUUACCACAUCGAUCAGUACCUAUAAACUGCCCGUUAGAAACAGAUUAUUUUUUUAAUGUGCUUUCAAAUGCUGUAGACUAUCUAAAGCCCUAUUAUGGUUUAUUGCUUGUAAUAGAUCCAUUGGUAUUGCUUGCUUCUUUACCAACGGAUAGUUCACAAACAUUAGUUACACUGAUAAAAACUGUUCGUUCAUCACAUUCAUUUUCUAGUUUAUCACUAGACACUGGCAUACAACUGUCUCAAAUCUAUAGUCUAACAGCUCAUUUACUGUUUUGGGGCCGAGCAAAAAUUAUCUAUCCAAUUGUUGAAGAUAACAUUUAUAUUAUCUCACCUGAUGCUGAUUUAUCCAAGCGAGGAUCUCUGUCGAAAAUGUAUCACGAAACAUUUCAAAAUACAUUGAAUUAUCCAACAUUACAAGAAGCAUUGGCUGAAUAUUCAGAUGCCAUUGCAUUUCAUGAUCAUGUACCACGUAUUGAAGAUGAAAACGAAAAGCAUGAACGUCAUCAAUGUGUUGAAUGGCUACUUCGCCAUCGUUUGCUUGUUCAAGUUCAUACUUAUUUUUAUCUUCUUUUACCAAAUGAUGAUCGACACAACUUUAAAGAUGAAUUUAGAAAACUACGUUUACCUCCAUCGCGAGCACCGCUUAGGCGUUAUCCGCAUUCAACCGAAGGUUUCGGAUCUUUGUCAAAACCUGAGCAAUUUCAUUUGUCUAGUGAAAAUAUCGAUAUACGAGGGAAUACAUCGAGUAUAAAUGGAUUUGAAAAUAAUAUGGCUUCAUCUCCUAUGCCAAGUGCAUUAUCAUAUGGAUCUACUCAUAAUUCUAAAUCAGCAGAUACGAUAAGAACCUCGAAUAACACUAAUCAUGAGGAUGUGUUUGCUUCAGGAUCAGUGAGUAGUAGUACAACAGGAAUCAGUAAUCGAAUAUCAUUACAUUAUCUUCCACAAAUAACACAAGCUCUGCCAAAUGAACGAGCCGAAUAUCGUCAACUGCUUGCAUCAGCUAUUAAAGAUGCAAAAGAACAACAUGUUGUUGAUUUUCUAAGGCUCAUAAAAUAUCUCGAUGGAACUUAUCAUCUAGAAGAAAUAGCUUCACUUGAAAAUAUUUCACGUUUACAAAUAUUAACAGUCCUAGAAAAUUUUCAAUCGAUUGUUAUUUCUGCUCUUCAUCCAGAUUCAAAUCCUAUCUUGCAAAUUUAA